Messenger RNA from Colletotrichum scovillei, 567 nucleotides. RefSeq names its product pre-mRNA splicing factor ini1. Gene Ontology annotation, cellular component: catalytic step 2 spliceosome; U2 snRNP; precatalytic spliceosome. Lineage: Eukaryota; Fungi; Ascomycota; Sordariomycetes; Glomerellales; Glomerellaceae. Gene Ontology annotation, biological process: mRNA splicing, via spliceosome. The record is from RefSeq and is a predicted model, not a curated record. Bases 85 to 417 code for a protein of 110 amino acids. The transcript has 2 exons.
UGCGACCAUCACCUCCCGCGACCCGCAAGACAGCUUCAGCCAAACCUCACCACCCAGAGGCGCUUCUCCCACAGAUUGCCCAUCAUGUCGCGCCAUCACCCCGAUCUCGUAAUGUGCCGCAAGCAAGCCGGCAUCGCCAUCGGCCGCCUCUGCGACAAGUGCGACGGCAAGUGCCCCGUCUGCGACUCCUACGUCCGCCCCACGACCCUCGUCCGCAUCUGCGACGAAUGCUCGUUCGGAAACUACCAGAACAAGUGCGUCGUCUGCGGCGGCGAGGGCAUCUCGGACGCCUUUUACUGCUUCGAGUGCACGCGCCUCGAAAAGGACCGCGACGGGUGCCCCAAGAUUAUAAACCUCGGCAGCUCCAGGACCGACCUGUUCUACCAGAAAAAAACCAAUCGGACGGCGACGUACUAGUCCCUGCGUCGCCCGGGAUAUGGGCAAAUUUGAUGUGUUGUUUGAAUGCGAGGAGACGGGAAGACUACAAAGUUUUCGUGGAACAGGUAUCGCAUUGCCUGCGGCGUUUGGUGUGUUUUGGUUCACAGAUAUGGGACAAGGGUUUUGCGG